This is a messenger RNA of Lycium barbarum (goji berry), 2796 nucleotides long. RefSeq lists its product as uncharacterized. The transcript is spliced from 5 exons. Gene Ontology annotation, biological process: DNA integration. Gene Ontology annotation, molecular function: nucleic acid binding; RNA-DNA hybrid ribonuclease activity. The record is from RefSeq and is a predicted model, not a curated record. Lineage: Eukaryota; Viridiplantae; Streptophyta; Magnoliopsida; Solanales; Solanaceae. The coding region runs from base 1 to 2796 and encodes 931 amino acids.
AUGCCUGGCUUAGACCCUAAAGUUGCGGUCCAUCAUCUCGCUGUCAAGAAUGGCACACGUCCUAUCAAACAAGCACAACGACGUUUCAGGCCCGAAUUGGUUCCCUUGAUCGAAAAUGAAGUUAACAAGCUUAUUGAGGCUGGUUUCAUUCGCGAAGUUAAGUUCCCCACAUGGAUUUCGAGCAUUGUCCCUAUGAGAAAGAAUAAUGGACAAAUUCGAGUAUGUGUUGACUUUAGGGAUCUCAACAAUGCAUGCCCUAAGGAUGAAUUUCCACUUCCUAUUGUUGAGCUUAUGAUUGAUGCCACUACUGGAUACGAGGCGAUGUCCUUCAUGGACGGCUCAUCUGGUUAUAACCAGAUCCGCAUGUCACCUAAGGAUGAAGAGCUUACCGCAUUCCGCACUCCUAAAGGUAUUUAUUGCUACAAAUUAAUGCCUUUUGGCUUGAAGAAUGCUGGAGCAACAUACCAAAGAGCUAUGCAAAAUAUCUUCGACAACAUGCUUCACAAAAACGGCGAGUGUUAUGUUGACGAUCUGGUGUGUGCAUUUGGGGUUACCUCCGGAAAAUUCCUUGGCUUUGUCGUUCGACAUCGGGGGAUAGAAAUUGAUCAAGCCAAAGUAGAUUCAAUCGUGAAGAUGGCCGAGCCAAGAAACAUCCAUGAGUUGAAAAGUCUGCAAGGGAAGUUGGCGUAUCUUAGGAGAUUCAUCUCAAAUCUAGCAGGGAAAUGUCAACCGUUCAGUCGUCUCAUGAAGAAAGGUGCUCCUUUCGAAUGGGACCAAGCUUGUGCCAACGCCUUUGAGAGCAUCAAAACUUACUUGACCAAAUCUCCAGUUCUAGCGGCUCCUGUGCCUGGAAAGCCAUUGAUACUAUACAUAUCGGCAAGAGAAAGUUCAGUUGGAGCACUCUUAGCCCAAGAGAAUAGCAAAGGGAAGGAAAAUGCCCUUUACUACUUGAGUAGGAUGAUGACGCCAAAUGAGUUGAAGUAUUCGCCGAUUGAAAAGUUGUGUCUGGCCUUAGUCUUCUCGAUUCAGAAGAUGAAACACUACUUUCAAGCCCAUAAAGCUGUGAAAGGGCAAGCAUUGGCGGAUUUUCUAGCAGACCAUCCGAUACCCGAUGACUGGGAAUUAACUGAUGAACUACCCGAUGAGGAUGCGAUGGUCAUUGAGAUUCAACGGCCUUGGAAGAUGUAUUUUGAUGGUGUUGCACAUUGCGAAGGAGCUGGCGCUGAAUAUCAGGCACUCAUACUUGGGCUUGAAAUGGCUGUUGAUAUGAAGCAGUUACAAUUACAAGUCUUUCGAGAUUCUGAAUUGGUAAUCAAUCAAUUGUUGGGUACCUACGAGGUCAAAAAGCCAGAAUUGCGUCCCUAUCAUCACUAUGCACGAAAAUUAAUUGGGUGGCUCGGCAACGUAACUCUCCAACACGUGCCAAGAAAGGAAAAUAAGAAAGCUGAUGCUUUGGCUACUUUGGCUUCAACAUUGACUUUGCCUGACCAAGCGCAAAUCACUAUCUGCCAGAAAUGGAUAGUACCGCCAGAGGACGAUGAGGAUGAAGAAAGCAAACUCGAGCUUCUUGUGGCCGUUACUGAAGCUGAGAAAGUCGAUUGGCGACAAACCAUGAUCGAUUACUUGUGUUAUAGCAUUCUUCCAGAAGAUCCAAAAAGAAAGACCGAAAUUCGUCGUCGUGCCCCUCGCUUCCUUUACUACAAAGAUACUUUGUACCGUAGAUCGUUCGAGGGAGUUCUCUUGCGUUGUCUGGGGAAAGAAGAAGCGACUCAAGCUAUGCAAGAAGCCCACUCUGGAGUUUGUGGAUCACAUCAAUCUGGGCCAAAACUGCACUUUCAUAUAAAAAGGAUGGGUUGCAAAGCAUGCCAAUUUCAUGCAAAUUUUAUACACCAACCUCCUGAGGUGUUACAUCCAACUGUUGCAUCUUGGCCAUUUGACGCUUGGGGGCUAGACGUGGUUGGACCGCUACCGAAAUCUUCUGGUGGCCACUUGUACAUCUUAGCUGCAACGGAUUACUUUUCAAAAUGGGCUGAGGCUGUCGCCCUCAAAGAAGUAAAAAAGGAGAAUGUGGCAAACUUCAUUCGAGUAAACAUCAUCUAUCGUUUUGGCAUUCCUAGUUAUAUCAUAACAGAUAAUGGCAAGCCGUUCUCCAACAAAUUGAUGACUAAGAUUUGCGAGCUUUUUGGCUUCAAGCAACGAAACUCGUCUAUGUAUUAUGCUGCUGCAAAUGGACUAGCUGAAGCAUUUAACAAGACCUUGUGCAACUUGUUAAAGAAGGUCGUCUCCAAGUCUAAAAGAGAUUGGCAUGAUAGAAUGGAAGAAGCUUUUUGGGCAUACCGAACGACUCAUCGCACACCAACUCAAGCAACUCCUUAUUCUCUUGUUUACGGAGCUGAAGCGGUCCUUCCACUUGAACGCCAAAUACCUUCAUUGUGGCUCGCUAUCCAAGAAGGGGUCACUGAAGAAGAAAAUGCUCGUCUACGCCUUGAAGAGUUAGAGGCCCUUGAUGAGAAAAGGCUAGAAGCUCAGCAAAGCCUUGAAUGUUAUCAAGCUCGUCUUUCCCGUGCUUUCAAUAAAAAGGUUCGCCUGAGGUCCUUCCAAGUUGGUGAUCAAGUCCUGGCGGUAAGAAGACCUAUUAUCAUAUCUCAUAAAUCUGGAAGCAAGUUCACUUUAAAGUGGGAUGGGCCAUAUGUUGUCCAAGAAGCCUAUACAAGUGGUGCUUACAAGCUUAUAGAUGCAGAUGGCUUGCGGAUCGGUCCCAUCAACGGGAAAUUCUUGAAGAUGUACUAUCCUUGA